This is a messenger RNA of Cryphonectria parasitica EP155, 2063 nucleotides long. RefSeq lists its product as uncharacterized. The transcript is spliced from 3 exons. NCBI's taxonomy places the organism in Eukaryota, Fungi, Ascomycota, Sordariomycetes, Diaporthales, Cryphonectriaceae. The annotation marks the transcript as partial. Gene Ontology annotation, molecular function: protein kinase activity; ATP binding. Gene Ontology annotation, biological process: protein phosphorylation. The record is from RefSeq and is a predicted model, not a curated record.
CCCUCCCCCUCAAGCGACUGGCCAAGAAUGGCCCCUGGCAGUCUUUGGCGGAAAUUGUUUGGACAAGGGAAUGGAGCGGCGCCGGGCGAGAUGGGCCCUCUUAAGCAGGAUGACCAGCCAGGAGACAAUGAGCCGCGGCCAGGGCUCAUCCGCAGGGUGUCACGGAAGGUCGUGCCUGGCCUGCCCAGGACGCAGACAUUCAAGAGGCAGCAAGCCGAGGUUCGCAACAAUCUCGAGCCUGUUGAACCGACACCUGCCGAGAGACGCGCCGUGUCUGUCGAUAGACGACUUCACACCUCGCAGGUAUCUCCUGAUGUCUCGUCAAACCCACGAACUAGCGCUCCUGAUUUCAACAGAAACAAUGUGUUCAACGCAACGGUCUCUGCACCUUCCACCACAGGAAGUGUGUAUGAAGAAAAGCUGUUCGACACUAUAGGCGAAUUCAGUGUGCGCGAGGAAGCGGUUGACGAGGAGGUGCCUGGACAGCCACAAGAGACAGAGUCCUUGCCCGAUGAUGCGGCGUCCAUGACGACCUCUCAGUACGACAACAUGAUCCACGAGGAGCUGGAGAGGAUAUGGAUCCUCAAUCUCUCGAUGCAUUUCCGGGACAAGUCGAAGAGAGAGAAAUUUUUCGUCACAUACCGGGAAAACGAAAUGCACUGGCGGAGGGUGACAAUCUCGCUAGACUAUCGCGGUGCGCCGGAUAACUCUCUCGAGAUGGACCUAAUGCAUACCAGAUUUCAGCGAGACAAAAGCGCCAAAAUCUAUGAAGCCAUCCGGGAAAGCCUCGGUGACAUCCAGUUCUACGAGACUGUCACAAACCUCAAGCUCCAGACUACGGAUGGGAGAUUGCACGUGCAUGUAGUUGAAGACGUCAAUGAAAUCAUUCCAUACCCUACAGCUCGUAUGGUUCAACACUUGAUGUGCAGACGAGUCAGGGAGAGUGAUAUCAAGUUCGAGGCUCAUAUGUCUGGCUUUGUGUACAAAGUCAGCGUCAAUGGCGAGACGUUGAUCAAGAAGGAGAUUCCUGGGCCCGACACUGUCGAUGAGUUUCUUUACGAGAUCAACGCCCUCAACCAGCUGUGCACUUCUCGAAAUGUCAUCCAUUUCUACGGAGUCAUAGUCGACGAUCAUGGGCAGCACGUCAAAGGCCUUCUUAUCAGCUAUGCCGAACAGGGUGCCUUGAUCGAUGUCAUUUAUGACCACAACCAUGGUCUUCCGUGGAUUCGUCGACAAAAAUGGGCGCGGCAGAUCGUGGAGGGGCUGUCUGAAAUCCACGAGGCUGGCUUUGUCCAGGGUGAUUUUACACUCUCGAAUAUUGUCGUAGACCACAACGACGACGCCAAGAUUAUAGACAUCAACCGGCGAGGAUGUCCCGUUGGCUGGGAACCACCGGAAGCGACUCCCCUGAUCGAAAGCAACCAGCGCAUUUCCAUGUAUAUCGGAGUCAAAUCGGAUCUAUAUCAGCUUGGGAUGGUCUUGUGGGCCUUGGCAGAGCAGGAAGACGAGCCUGAGGCCCAGGGACGCCCACUGAUACUGAGCGAGGAGAUGGAGCUUCCGAAUUGGUACAAGGCAGUCGUCAGACUCUGUCUGGCCGAGAACCCACAACAUCGGCUGUCCGCGACCGAGUUGCUGCGGCUUUUCCCAUCCUUGCAAGAAGCAGAAUUGGACGUCUCUCAUGGCCACCAGUCAUCGGUGUCUGUUGACGAUGGCUUUUCGGUGCAGGACUUUCUGGUUAGUGAGCAUGACAUUGGCGGCGCUCAAGUGAUCAGGACUGUGGAUAUGCCGUCGGAUUGGAACUAUAAAACAAGUCCUGGUCAUUCUCACCUCGAAGCACCUAUCGCCUUCUCGACGGGGCCGUACUACUACCCCUCGAGAGGGCGAUCUCCUCCAAGCCCCCUCCCAAACAGCCUUGAAUAUCGUGGGGCUCGAUGGGCUCAGCAAGGAGGUUUUUGGCCGCCUCCGAGUGGUGGGCCCAGCUUCGAGGAGAAGAGGUCACCGCCAGGUCUUGGCUCUGCUCCUGAAGCGACGGUCACGAGCAAUCAUGAGCAGGAACAUGAGCC